Synchiropus splendidus (mandarinfish) is the source of this 1631-nucleotide messenger RNA. RefSeq names its product asialoglycoprotein receptor 1-like. Bases 383 to 1357 code for a protein of 324 amino acids. The record is from RefSeq and is a predicted model, not a curated record. Lineage: Eukaryota; Metazoa; Chordata; Actinopteri; Syngnathiformes; Callionymidae. The transcript has 4 exons.
UCACCGUUUGUAGACUGGACUGCACUGAAUCGCCAUUGUACCAUUUGCUAUAGCAGCAGCGAUGAUGCAAGUUGAUCACUCGGAACAUGUGUGAACAAAAACAAGCAUGUGAAUCACCAUCAUCCAACAGUGAGGCAGCGUCACACACAACCACCAGGAGACAUCAGCCCGGACUAUGACAUGCUAGCAGUGAACAGCAAUAUUCAGAUGAAUAGACAUCUUUCGCCAACUGGUUACACUCAUUUCAACACUGAUACUUCUCGUAUUGUGCAACACUGGGGAGAUUAAUAUGCUUGUUCAGCGGAAGUUGAGCUUUUAUUGGCAACUUCUGAUUUAAGAGCUGCGACACAUGCAGGAUCUGAGAAAGUGAGACUCAACAACCAUGUCGGUAGCAUUCAACAGCGAGUCAACUGAGAUGAAGUACAGCAACCUGGACUUGACUGACAGUUGGUUCAGAAGCCAGAGGAGGUCCACCACUGCAGAGCGCUGGAUGAGACCUUCUGCAGUGUGCUCUGUACUUGUGGUUCCCCUUCUGCUCCUGGUGGUUCUGACCCUGGUGGCCCAAAAUACAGGAAGGAGCAGCACUCAGCCAGCAAGUGAGAGCUUGAAGUCUCAGUGGGAGAACCUGACCAUUCAGUGGCUCCAGCUGCAAGACAAGUGCCAUGCACUGGAGAAGGAGAAGGAUGCCAUCAAACCAGAGAGAGACGCCCUGAAAAACGAGACCAAAGUCUGCGCAGCUGAUAAGCAAAGGCUGGGAACUGAGAACAAAGUCCUUCUAGCUGAGCGAGAUGGUCUCAGAGCUGAGCGAGAUGGUCUCAAAGUUGAACGAAAUGAUCUCAGUGAUGAACGAGAUGGUCUCAGAGCUGAGCGAAACCAGAUGAGGGAGGCAAACAAGAACCUGACUGAAGAGAUCGAAGGGCUGAAGAGGAGGUAUGACAACUUGGUGAGACACAUGGACCACACUCUAAAUGGCACAGACAAAGCUUGUCCUGUUGAGUGGCUGCAAUUUGAAAGCAGCUGCUACUACAUCUCCGCAGCUCAGGAGCCCAAACGUUGGCUGACCAGUAAAAAAGAAUGUGAGAAUCUAAAUGGACACCUGGUGAUAAUCGACUCCAAACAAGAGAACGACUUUGUCUCCAAGUUCUUCCAGCACAUCUGGAUCGGUCUGUCAGACAGGGAUAAGGAGGGAAAGUGGAAGUGGGUUGACGGCACCGCGCUCACUGGCACCAACUACUGGGCGUCAGGGGAGCCCAACAACGCAGACAGCAACGAGGACUGUGCGGAAUUGCUGCGAGAUUCCAAAGAAUGGAAUGAUGUUCCAUGUGGGCAAACCUUAUCGUUCGUUUGCGAGAUGUGAGGAAGCCCAUCAGAACCAUCAGAACGGAGCUGAGCACCGAGCUGUGUUGCUCUGUGGAUCCACAGGUGUCGCUUAUCUGUUUCAUGACGCCAGAAACCAGAUGAUCUCAAUCACACGACAAAAAAGAAUUAACAUCCCACUGUUUGUUGACACCCAUUUGAUUUUUUGUCAUCUGCUUCAGUCUGAAUAAAGAUAGAGAAAAAACACCUUUCAGAUUUGUCACGUGUUAUUCACGUGACAGGCGACCAUAUAAAUGCAACUGUCGUGUCUUUGA